This is a messenger RNA of Trichophyton verrucosum HKI 0517, 297 nucleotides long. RefSeq lists its product as uncharacterized. Lineage: Eukaryota; Fungi; Ascomycota; Eurotiomycetes; Onygenales; Arthrodermataceae. The record is from RefSeq and is a predicted model, not a curated record. Bases 1 to 297 code for a protein of 98 amino acids. The transcript has a single exon.
AUGUCUAUACCUAACCCUAAGAAGACCGAAGGAGGCUUACUAUGCAGAGCAGUAAACCCGGAAGCUAACACUGUCAGAAGGGAUCCUGAAAUCGGCCUGCCCGUUGAAUACAGCAGUGAAAUAGCCGGUGCAAUCCUUUCCCCUGAAAAAGUUUCCCUGGGUACAGUCGUCGAUCUCAAAGAUUGGGCCUUUGAUCUCGUUGAAGCAUUUGCCGUGCUCAGGUUUGCCACCUUCCUGGAGGGUAUUCGAGUCAUAAUCGGUGAUUCUCCAUGCCAGCGUGGGAGAAGACACCGCUGA